UUUAGCACAACCUACGACACAGAUGGGAACUUUCUGCAGGCCGUGGAUGAUAUCCAGACGAAGGAAUUGAUACCGCAGCUCGCUCGAAAUAUUGAACAAUCUUUACGUGCAGAUAUCGGCCCCAAGCUUCUCGACUUCGGCUGUGGAACGGGACGCACGACUUCCAAGCUCCUGCUGCAAGACUGGAAACGAACACCCACGAUUGAGGCAUGGGAUGGCAGUGAAGCAAUGCUGGAUGGAGCACGAGCGAAACACGAAUCGAUGAGCAAGCAAAGCGGCAUGACCACUCCAUCACCCAAGUUCCAGCAAGUCGAUUUCCUUCAGCCCGACAAGCUACCCCAAGAAGCGCUCGGCUCCUUCGACGGCCUAGUCUCAACUUUAGUUCUCGAACAUAUCCCCAUGUCGACAUAUUGGACAUGCGUGAGCAAGCUCCUCAAACCGGGUGAAUUCGGCCUCGUCACCAACAUGCAUCCUGAAAUGGGAGUCAAGUCGGUAGCAGGGUUUGACAAUGACGAAGGCGUGCGGAUGAGGGGGACUAGUCAUAUCCAUGGCGUUGAAGAGACCGUUGAGGCUGCGAAGAGUGUGGGAAUGGAGAUUGUAGGGGAGGUGAGGGAGGUUGUUAUGAGUGAAGAGAUGAUUCGAUGUGGUGCGGUGGGAGAAAGGGGGAGGAAAUGGAUUGGGACGAAAGUGUGGUAUGGGCUUCUAUUUCUGAAGACUUGA
Messenger RNA from Zasmidium cellare ATCC 36951, 720 nucleotides. RefSeq lists its product as uncharacterized. Lineage: Eukaryota; Fungi; Ascomycota; Dothideomycetes; Mycosphaerellales; Mycosphaerellaceae. The record is from RefSeq and is a predicted model, not a curated record. The annotation marks the transcript as partial. Gene Ontology annotation, molecular function: S-adenosylmethionine-dependent methyltransferase activity. The transcript has a single exon.